Messenger RNA from Psylliodes chrysocephalus, 408 nucleotides. The record is from the annotation of a GenBank genome assembly. Lineage: Eukaryota; Metazoa; Arthropoda; Insecta; Coleoptera; Chrysomelidae.
AUGGACGAACACGACAGAGUCAUUGAUAUAUCUGUUCAAAAAGGAAAUACUGGCAGCCGCGUUAAAAGGCCCAAAACUCCCGAGAAACGAAGAUUAAACAAGCAACAAAAAUAUGUUGUAAUAGAUCCUGGACUAUUAAGUUUUACGAGACCAUGCAAUCAUAACACUGCUAGUUAUAAGUGUAGUACUGUUGCCUUGGGUGAUAUUAGACUUAUUCGACGAAAGCUUUACACUGCUCCUGAUAAACUUACGCAGGAUAUUAAGUUAUGUCACAUGCUAGGUGUUUAUGAAAAAGUAAGGAAACGCUCCAACAAAGUAAGUCCAACAAAACACCCCCUUAAUAUUACUUAUUAUCUUCAAUCAAGAACUCAAAAGAAAUCCAUGAGUAUAUCAAGCUUUUUUUACUAA